This is a messenger RNA of Labrus mixtus (cuckoo wrasse), 7465 nucleotides long. It is a transcript of the gene baz1a, whose product is annotated as bromodomain adjacent to zinc finger domain, 1A. The transcript has 31 exons. Gene Ontology annotation, molecular function: protein binding. The coding region runs from base 120 to 4568 and encodes 1482 amino acids. Gene Ontology annotation, biological process: chromatin remodeling. The record is from RefSeq and is a predicted model, not a curated record. Lineage: Eukaryota; Metazoa; Chordata; Actinopteri; Labriformes; Labridae.
CAACAAGCCGCCAGUGCGAGCGGCUCCGAGCCCGGGACUACUUCUUCUACUCUCAUCCUAACGGCGGAUUAUCGCUUCAUCGUUACACAACUCGAGCUCUGUGGACGCGGAGCUGAGAGAUGCCGCUCCUCCACAGGAGAGCCUUCAUCCGGCACAGACCUCCGGCUGACCUGCGGCCGGACGAGGAGGUUUUCCUCUGUAAGAUCACCCACGAGAUCUUCAGAAGCUACGAUGAGUUUUUCGAGCGCACCAUCCUCUGUAACAGUCUGGUGUGGAGCUGCGCUCUGACGGGGCGAGCGGGCCUGACUUACCUGGAAGCGGUGGAGAGCGAGCGGCGGGCGAAGCAGAGCCUACAGAGCUUUCCAACAUCCCUGGUGGUUCCUCUGCUCCACCUGGCCGCUCUGAGCCACCGCUGCAGACUGUCGGAGCUCUGCGAGGACGUCUACACCUUCGUCAAAGACCGCUUCUUCCCCGGAGAAACCGUGGACGUCUCAGUACGCAACGGAGCCAGACAUGUGUGCGAGAUCCUGCAGGUUAACUCUCCUCAUUCCAGCGCUAACGGAGCGCCAGCCGUUAACGGCCAUGCCAAACCAGCUGAAGGUGACACUAUCGUCAUCAGCGACAGCGACGAGGAGAGCAAAGACUUCCAGAGCCCCACAGCACAGGUCAACGGGAAGAAGAAGAAGUCUCUAAACCCGUCAGUGUUUAAAUACACAGUGAGGAUGAUGAAGGACGAACACAGCGAGCCGUUCACUGUGAAAGCCAACCAGCUCAGUCGCAGGAAGACCCUGGUGUCCCGAGAGAAACUGAAGCUGCUCUUUAAGCAGCACUGUGAGCCACAGAACGGGACCAUCGCACUGAAGUCCUCCACAGUGAUUAAGUACGGACUGUCUGAACAAACAUUCUCUCAGUUCUUCCCUGAUGAGCCCCCCCAGUUCCCCUUCAGCCCCUCCUCUAAAGGAGGAGGGCGGGGUUCACCUGGACAGGCCGGCUCGUCGCUGCUGAAGGCGGCGGAGAAGCUGAAGCUGCUGCAGCAGAGGGAGGAGAUGGCAGCUUCUGCUCAGGACAGAGCUCGUCUGAAGAAGGAGAAGGAGGAGGUGCAGGAGGCCAAGAGGAGAGAGAAGGAAAACAGAGAGAGGCUGAAGGAGGAGCACAGGAAGAAGUUUGAGGAGGAGAAACAGAAGAGGAGGGAGGAGAAGGAGCACAGAAAGCUGGAGAAGGAGCGGGAACGAGAGAAGCUGAAGGAGGAGAAGAAGAAAUACGCUGAACGACUGAAACUGUGGAACAAACCCAGAGAGGAUAUGGAGUGUGAAGACCUGAAGGAGCUACCCAGUCCUGUACCUGUGAGGACACGUCUUCCUGCAGAGCUCUUUGGAGAAGCCCUGAUGGUUCUGGAGUUCUUGCGGGCCUUCGGGGAGGUCUUUGACCUGAAGGACGAGUUCCCCGAUGGAGUCUCUCUGGAGGUGCUGGAGGAGGCUCUGGUUGGUUCUGAUCCUGAAGGUCCUCUGUGUGAGCUGCUCUUCUUCUUCCUGUCGGCCAUCUUUCAGGCCCUGGAUGAGGAGCAGGAGGAGGUGGCUAAAGACCAGGUCGAAGACCUGUCGGAGGCUCUAGAGGAUGAUUCUGAUGCCACUCAGUCUGCUCUGAGCGCCGUGGCCUCAUUGGCGGCGGCCUGGCCUCAGCUACAUCAGGGCUGCAGUCUGAAGCAGCUCGACCUGGACAGCUGCACGCUGUCAGAAAUCCUGCGUCUUCAUAUCCUUGCAUCCGGGGCCGACUGUUACCAUGGCAAUGCCAAGUUCCGCUACCAGAAGCAGGGCGGGUUUACGCUGAUGGACGACCCAUGUGUCGAGCUGCGGUUGGCCGAGCCGCCGCUGCUGAAGAGGCUGUCUAACACGGCGGUGUACGACCUGACACCAGGGGAGAAGCUGAGGAUCCUGCAGGCUCUGUUGGGGAAGUUGCUGACGUUGGCAUCCACCAGAGAUCUGAUUGAAGACUGUGUGGAGGAUCAACGAGCUGCCAGACAGGAACUGAGAGAGAUCAGAUCUGAACAACACCGCAGAGAGAGAGAGGAGGCCGCAUACAGAGUUCGUCUGCGUAAAGAGGAGAAGCUGAGGGAGCAGGAGCAGAGGCUAAAGGAGAAGGAGGAGAAACUAAAGGAGCAGGAAGAGAGACUGAGGGAGCAGGAAGUGAAGGGAGGACUCCAAACAAGCAGUGAGAGUCCUGAGAAACUUCACACGGAGGAGGAGGAGGAGCAGAAAAACAAGAAGAUUAAAGCUAAACUCAACCAGAAAGAGAAACAGACACCCACCUCAGACACCAAACCCCCGUCCUGCCCUCCUUCCAGCUUGACUGCAGAGGAGCAGGAGAAGGAGCAAGAGAAGGUUCGAGAACUACAGGAGCGGAUCCAGAAGGCGGCCGCCUGCACCUGCCUCCUGCCUCUGGGCAAAGAUCGUCUAUAUCGCCGUUACUGGCUCCUCCCCUCAGCCUCCACCCUGUUUGUAGAAGAAGACUGCUUCGGCCUAACGGAGGAUAUGCUGCAACCACACCCAACACCUGCUCAAGAUACCACUACCCCAAAGAUGGAGGAAGAGGAGGAGGUCAUGAAGGAGGAGCCAGCAGAGGGAAGUGCUGGAUCAAGCCCCGCCCCCAUCCACACCUGUGGGCCGCCACUCAAACGUCCCAACCAGUGGUCUUUCUACAGCUCAGUGGAGGAGGUGGAUCAGCUGAUCGACGCUCUGAACCCUCGAGGUCACAGAGAGAGCGGCCUGAAGGAGGCACUGCUGCAGGAGAGAGAGAGAUUGACACAGCUGCUGCAGAGCUGUGACAGGAAGAAGUACCGCCACACAGGUGAGAGCACAGUUGAUCCGGAGUCUUCGCGAUCCGUCCCAGAAUGCACUGCUGCAGCUGAGACUCUGAUGGAGGGUCGCCUGAGAGACCUGCUGAUGGACAUUGAAGACCGAAUCCACCAGGGAACUCUAGGAACUCUGAAGGUGAUGGACAGACGGGUGUGGCGCUCUGCACUGGAGGCAGGGAACUACGAGUUGCUGGGUUCAGACGGUAGAGAGAAAGGAGGGACGAACGGGCGAGUGGAGGCCAUGGAGGUGGAUUCUGCUCACCUGAGAGCCAGAGACAGGCUGCAGGAGCUUAAAUCGGAGGGCGGGGCCUCGGGAAGCGGGACUCCUCAGGUGGUCAGCAGCAUGGUACAAGUUCUGGCUCAGGCUCUCAUUCACAUCGAGCAAGGCAUCGAGAGACGCUUCCUCAAAACUCCGCUGGGUGAGGAAGACCCAAAGAAGGACCAGAAGACGAAGAAAAACAAGAAGAAAGACGAGGACCUGGCUAGUGACGAUGGCAGUGACAGUGGGCGGGUCUAUAAGACGGUGUUGGAGCGAUGGCGGGAUUCUCUCCAGUCCUCCUCCAGUUUAUCUCAGGUAUUUGUCCACCUCUCCACUUUGGAGCGCAGCAUCCUGUGGUCUCGCUCCGUCCUCAACGCUCGCUGUCGCAUCUGCAGGCGCAAAGGAGACGCUGACAACAUGCUGCUGUGUGACGGUUGUGACCGUGGACACCACACCCACUGUCUGAGGCCCCGCCUCAAGUCGGUUCCGCAGGGUGACUGGUUCUGUCCAGACUGUCGACCCAAACAGAGAUCCAGCCGCGUCCCAUCCCGUCAGCGCUCUUCUAUCGAUGAGGAGGAAGAAGAGGAAAAUGAGGAAGAGCAAGAGGAGGAAGAGGAGGAGGAGUCAGAAGAGGAAGAGGAGGAGACGGAAGAAGAGGAGGAGGAGUCAGAGGAAGAGGAGGAGGAAGUCGUUGUGAGCAGCACAAAAAAGAGCCAGGCCCCGCCCCCCAAAGGCAAGAGCCAAGGGGCCACGCCCAAAGGUCAGCAGACCACACCAAAAGGUCAACAGGCCACGCCCAAGAACAGCAGCGCUUCAGCAGGGAAAACCUCAUCAUCCUCAAAGUCCUCAGGGAAGAAGGCCACGCCCCCCUCAGGGAAGGCAUCUGGAGGUAAACCUCCUCCUCGCACUGGGAGUCGAGUCAGUGCCCGCCUAAGCCACGAGAUCCUUGCACCAAAUGGAAACGCCAAGACUUCACCUGGUCAGAGCGAGUCCCGCAAGAGACCGCCAACAGAUGUGGCCCCUCCUCCCAAACUCAUCCUCCCUGUUCUCCCUCCGUCAUCCUCCUCCUCCAGCCGACGCUCCUCUGGCAGAAACCAUGGCGUCCACGAGCUGUCAGCCUGUGAGCAGCUGGCCGUGGAGCUCGUCAGACAUGAAGACAGCUGGCCCUUCAUGAAGCUGGUGUCUAGGACUCAGGUUCCUGAUUACUAUGACAUCAUCAAAAAGCCGAUCGCCCUCAGCACCAUCAGAGAGAGAGUGAACAACUGUGAAUAUCAGACAGCAGGUGAGUUUGUCAGUGAUGUGGACCUGAUGUUCUCUAACUGUCUUCAGUAUAAUCCUCGUCACACUAACGAAGCCAAGGCGGGGCUUCGUCUGCAACAGUACUUCCACUCAGAGCUCAGCAGACUUGGCCUAUCGGAGCGGAGCCCCGCCCUGCUUGCCAAGCGCUCCCGACACUGAACCAAACCCACCACUCUGACCUCACCGCCGUCCUCUCUGCUGAUUGGUCCAGGGGGGCGACACCCAGUCCCCCCUUACAGACUAAGUUGGUGCUGAUUCUUCAUCAUAUUUGUUGUCUUUGUUAUAUCCAUACCUGUUUCGUUACCGUGGCAACAAAAAGAGAAAUCCUUAACACUUAAUUUUGGACAAUUUCUCGUGUUUAAUUACCAAAAAUUGCAGGCAAACUGCUGCACACUGUCCACGUUGCACAAAUAUGUUGGCAACAUUUGAUAUUUGUGUGACUCGGACAGUGCACUCGUUCUUUGAGUUAGAAUGUGACUGAGAUCUGACCUUUUUUUUUUUUUUUUUUUGAAGCUUUGAUUCUUUUUGAUACCAGCAUGUUGACCACCUUACCUCAGACUCACCUGUUCCCUAACUAAUGAUCCAAUCACAUUUAGAUCCACAGGUGAACUCCCAGUUAUCUCACCUGGUCACAUGACUCCGAGUUUGGGUCUCUAAAAAACGAUUUUUGUAGGGAGCCGUGUAGAAAGUGACAGACCUGUGUGGACACGUGAAGACGUGUAGCAGACGCUCCUGUGGUGCUGUAGGACAGUAGAGACACGUUAGGGACAUGUUAGGGACAUGUUAGGGACACGUUAGGGACAUGUUUAGAGACACGUUAGGGACAUGUUAGAGACACGUUAGGGACAUGUUAGAGACACGUUAGGGACAUAUUAGGGACACCUUAGAGUCCCCUCAGGCUUCAUCUGAUCGUUUCUUCAUCCAGAAAACACUUCUAAAGAACCUCCAGAUCUGCACUAGCUGGUCCAAUAAAUCCUAUCAGGCUGCUGUGCUCGCUCAGGGACUCAACUUUACAGUGCAGCUUUUUACUGAAGCAUGGUGUUGCUAUGGAGACUAGCUCUUAGGCUGGAAAUCAAUCUUUUGAAAGUCUGUGGCUGCCAGUAAAAUGUGGAGUUCAACUGAAUCACAACCUAAACAGUUUUAUUUUUCACGUAUUAAAAAUGCACAACUAGAGCCCGAAUGAAUAAAAUUAGAAAUAGAUGUAAAACAUCUAUUUCUAACUCUUAACAUUUUGAGGGAUUACAAAGUUGUUGAAACACAAAAUUCAUUUCAGACUGAAGAGAAGAAAACGUAGACACGUUUUUAGCACGGCUCAACAUCUCGGCGUCUGCAGGCAAACGAUGUUGUUUAGUUUACUGAGUGAUGCUAAUGUUAGCAAAGCUAGCUCAUCCAGCCUUCAGUCCUCUGCAGGUGAUCGUCUACACACCUGAGCUGAAUGUGGUUACACAUUGCUCCGGUCUAGAGGUUACAUCUCAGUUUACCUUAGCCCCGCCUAGUGGUGGGUGGCUGCGUUACAGCUUAGGCACAACAUGUAACCCCAUAUUAAGAACUUAACUGACUUGUCUGAGUAGUCUGACUUAUUCUGGUGCUAACUGAAACGUCUUAACCCUCACCAGAGUCAACUAGACUCACGUCUGUUAAUCAACUGAGAACUUUUAAAAGAGGUGAAUGUUUUCUCCGUAACUCGGUAACGUACUCAGGUAUUUAAAAGUGUGAUCAACACAACAGGAUGAAUGGGUCAAAGUUCACCUCUCACACCAAGGGGUUAUAAAAUGUUCCUGUUAUCACGGGGUCAAAGGUCCCUUCCUUCAUGUACACCUGAUCAAACUGAGAGAGGAGGAGUCAGGAGCUCAGGUAGCAGCUGAGGACGACGUGGACUCUGAACACACACUCAGGUUCUUUUUAUUCUGGCUCAUUCUGUGCGUCAUGACUGAGGAGUGAAUUUACAAACUGGAUGUGUGAAUGAAGGUUUCUGUCCUGACUUCAUGAUGUCAAACUGAGACUGUCUGUCAACAUAAAUCAGCUGAUUCAGGACGUGUACACCCAGUCCAGUUUACCUCAAACAUCUGUAGAGAUGGAGCGUUUCUAAAACACGUAGAAGCUGCGGAUAACUACUGGUGAUUAACUGUGUCUAAAAGGUAAUCAGCUGUCUGUCCAAAUAUUUAGAUUAAACGACUUCCUGUUGAUUGUUGUGAGUUCUAAGCAGGCGUGAAUCAACACUUUUUAUUUAAACAUCUCGUUGUGGGAACUCCAGAAUUGUAGAGUUAAUGAGCUGUCACAGACCUCCAUAAAUAUACAGAUCAUCUCUCUUUAGGUUUCAAACUGUUAACGAGGUCAAACAAAAAAACACAAAGCCCUGCCCCUCUAUGGGACUCUGCCCCCUGUCAACACAUUUCCUUCUCACUUCAUCCUAAACCUGAAUAAAAUGUAAGCUCAUGACAUAAAGGUCAUGUUUAUCUCCCCUGUAGUUCUGAUCUCAAGCAGUCACCUGGAUGAGCUGUAACCUGCUGAUGGUCAGCCUUAAAGGGACAGCGUGUCUUUAAUGGAGUUGUGUUUCUCAUCGAGUUCUCGUUGAUGUGUCAGGUGGUCGUCACUAUCUUACCUUUUAAGUCUGAGUUAGGAUUUGCUUAGCUUAGCUUGGUAAACAGCUAGUCUUGGUCUAUUAAAUUGAUGUAAAUGAAUAAAAAGUAAAUAAUUUCUUAAUUUGUUUUUUUCCUAAAUGUGGAACUGUCCCUUUAAAACUGGAGCCUCUGUGGAUUUGUAGUGUUUUGUAUUUUGACUACUGCGAUGUUUUCCUGCUUUAGGAUUUUUUGUUCCGUUCUUCUUCUGUGGUAUUAGCCUGCAGUCAGAGAGUGUGUGUGUGUUUGAAAGGAUGUGUGUUUGACGGGAUGUGUGUGUGUGUGUGUGUCAGCCGGACACACUACCCUGCAGCCUCCUCUGCUGUAUAUUUAUUUAGUUAUCUUUAUUUAUGACUGAUAGACGCCCUCAGCCUCCUCACGCUCUCUAACAUGUUUGUUUUUGUUCUCGUGUAAAAAAUAAAUUACUUUUUAUAACCA